Messenger RNA from Stegodyphus dumicola, 1188 nucleotides. RefSeq lists its product as uncharacterized. The record is from RefSeq and is a predicted model, not a curated record. NCBI's taxonomy places the organism in Eukaryota, Metazoa, Arthropoda, Arachnida, Araneae, Eresidae.
UUUUCUUCUCUUAUAUAGCCUAUUCCUCGGCAAGCUGAUACCCACAAUCCGCGCUUCCAUCUAUUGGUCGCUGCACCUUUUCACGACAGGUCUUUCAAUGGAGGAUUAAUUCUGCCUGUGAUCAAUAUUAUUAGUGUUCGAAGAAAGCUUUGCAGCAAUCUACUUCCCAGCUUUUUCAGAAUCCAGUAAACCAUUGCACCCCAGUUUGCCAUGAAAGUGAUGUUGACCGUCCUGUAUCUUACCAUCGGGAUUAACGGAUUGCCUUUGGUGAUGAGCACCUGCAUGGAUGACCUCAGUUCUUUCACAGUAGAAGACAUGGAGAAGAUAGCAUACGCUGUUGCCAACGCGAAAGGCAUAUCCCCAAUUGUCCUGCUCAAAGGAAUACUCCGGAAAGCGAAAAAAUUGGAAAGAGUAAAAUCCAGAACUUCCCUCCAAGAGAUGGCACUCCAAGAACUUAUUAAUUCCAGAUCUCGUCCGCCUAGUCCUGGUAUGGUAAACAUUCGUCCAAUCAUUCCCUCAGAACAGCCACUAUCACCUUCACGGCCAUUAUCUCCACCAAUGGUUCAAAACAGCAUGUUUGCUGGGGUAUUCUUUCCUCAAGGCCUGCCGCCACACGCAAUGCAAAGCCCGCAGCCAUGUCCGCCACCACUUUUAAUCCCAAUACACACUCGUCCUCCGCCUGAUGUGACUAUACGUGUCCUGGGAACCAGAACGAUACCAGAGGUGAAGGUUACACUUUCUCCAAUGAUGACCAUUAUGGAAGCCCUAAAACAAGCAGAAAGCCAAUUUAAACUCUUCCUAGGACCACUCGAAUCAGACGGAGAUAUCAUUUCAUUCAGUUCCUCACCAAUUUAUCGCUGUCUUAUCAUCAGACGAUUCGAAAAUGUCCGAUCAAGAGAACCUGAAUCCUUCUGGAAGAUCACAGUUGUUGAUAAAGACGGAGAAGUUGUCUACGACAACGUCUGCAUACCCAACAGGAGUCAAGUACCAGUGAAGCCCGGAAUGACAAUCACACUUCUUUACAUGACGAUGUAACAUUCGUGUUUCUGCAAAGGACUCGUAGGCUGCUGUCUUAGACAUUCCUCUGCAUGCGAGAUCUUCAGAGUAGAAGUGUAAAUAACACAAUCAUUGUCUGUUUGUUGCACCUGCAUUCAUUUUAUUAUGUUAAUAAAGGCUUCUAUAUGUUUA